UGUAAAUCUCACAGCUGUAGAAAAAACUGGAGCGGUUCAGCUAAAGGCAUGGAACCUUUCCUAACCGUGAAGUGCAUCAAGUCUUUGAAAGAAAAAGGCCUGGAUGUACGAAAACUUAUCAUGGAUGACGACAGCACUACAUUUUUGAGAACUAAAAAGGCAGUACCAAACAUUACAAAAAGUAGCGAUAAAAACCACGUAGUCCGGAAUUUGUCCAACGCAUUAUAUAAGGUCAAAGAAACCCAUGGAGGUCUUUCUGUGAAAACCAUAAAAUACUUCAAGAAAUGUUUUGCGUAUACAAUUCAACAAAACAAAAAUGACGUAGAGGGGAUCCGAAAAAACCUGUAUGCAACAGUUCCGCAUGCAUUCGGAGAUCACAGUCAAUGUAACUCCAGUUGGUGUGGAUUCCUUAAAGAUCCAAGCACUUACAGACAUAAAUCACUGCCCUCGGGAAAAGAUCUUGUUGGAGAAAAACUAAGAGAAGCCCUGCAGGAUGUUUUCCAGAAGCAUGCUGAAAAAGCUGAAAAGUACAUAGAUCUUGGAUCAUCAAACGCAAACGAAAAUUUAAAUCAGAUGAUAGCAAAGAAGGCCCCUAAAGCUCAACACUACUCAGGAUCAGAGAGCCUUUCUUACAGAGUUGCCGCUGCUGUUGCCCAAAAAAACGAAGGUCACAAGUACAUUUUGCAGGUUAAUUCAGCAUGCAACUUGUCUCCUGGGAAACAAACUGAAAAAAGACAAAACCUUCUGGAUAAAAAAAGGUCCACAAAGCACCAAUUCCAAGGUACCUACAAAGCCAAGGUAGAACGUCUUAAACUUCGGGAACAGAGGCAAACAUCGGAGACAACAAUGGAACUCUGCGAAGGCACUACAUACGCUACAGAUAUAGAAUUGUCAGCGACAAAUGAUGAGUUAGAGGAUCUUAUCACGGAAAUUCCCAUGUCUGAAAGAAAACCAUCGAAAAUUUCACCUCUAUCUCCUGAAACAUCUAGUAUCAUUGUAGCUGAUCUGGAAACCACUGGUUUAGCGACAGAUAGUUCCAUCAUCCAAAUAGCUGCUAGUAGCUAUUGUACGGAGGACACCUUCUCCAGUUUUAUACGUCCUCAAAAUGGUUAUAUCCCUAAAACGGUUUCAAAACUGACAGGCAUCGAACUGCAUGGUUUGACCAUGUUCUCCGACAUGGUACCGGUCCGAUCCAUGGGAGAAAAGGAGGCACUGUUAAAGUUUGUGGAGUGGAUGAGAAAGUAUGACUCCGUUCUAAUCGUGGCUCACAAUGCAUGUUUUGAUGCUCGGAUCUUAAUAUCUGCAUUCAACAGGCACGGAAUCACCGAUCAUCUUAAAAGUAUUGUUGGUUUUUCAGACUCCAUUAAAGUUUUCAAAAAGGCAUUCCCCAGUCAAUCAUCUUACAAGCUGCAGCAUUUGGUUCAACAAUUUGGUACAGACCUGCCACCGGUCCAAGCCCACAAUGCUGUUAACGAUGUUCUGGUACUCCGCCACAUGUUGCUGAAAAUACCCAGCGCCUCAGAUUCUCUCCGACAAUCUGCUUUUUCUGUCGAGCAUGUCUCACUCCAGAUCAAAAAGGCGCAAAACAAACAAAAAAAUUUAGACGGCUAUGACCAGUUGAUAAGCCAAAAUGUUUUGACGAAGACCCAGUGUUCAAGCUUAGCAUCGCAUGGACUGUCCGUGAAACACGUGCAACUUACAUUUAAUAGAGCAGGGGUAGAUGGGCUUAAGGACGUACUGAAAGGGAAAAUUAAAAAAAUAAGUAUUGCUGCUGAAAAACUAGCUCGACACUUUUCACAAGCAACAUCCUAA
Molecule: messenger RNA, 1812 nt
Organism: Saccostrea cuccullata (small rock oyster)
Lineage: Eukaryota; Metazoa; Mollusca; Bivalvia; Ostreida; Ostreidae
Exons: 3
Coding region: 49-1812 (587 amino acids)
Biological process (GO): DNA catabolic process
Cellular component (GO): cytoplasm
Molecular function (GO): nucleic acid binding; 3'-5'-DNA exonuclease activity
Source: RefSeq, a predicted model, not a curated record